Molecule: messenger RNA, 1890 nt
Organism: Pyricularia grisea
Lineage: Eukaryota; Fungi; Ascomycota; Sordariomycetes; Magnaporthales; Pyriculariaceae
Exons: 4
Coding region: 60-1811 (583 amino acids)
Source: RefSeq, a predicted model, not a curated record
CUCCUGAUUCUCAAGGUUGCGGCAACUCGUGUGAGGGAAUAUUAUAGACGCCAGCCAUCAUGAGGUUCAUCAUCGCCGCCUUCAUGGCAGCACUGGUCGUGCCUUUAGCUCUGGCCCAGAACACUUCGAGUUCUGCUCACACAACUUAUCAGAUCCCCGACUGCGCUAAAUUUUGUUUAGCGAGCUUUUCAGACCGGUCAACAUGCGCCCUGGAAGACCUAGCCUGCAUAUGUCCAAAAACGGCACUGAAGGUUGACAUUACCAAGUGCGUAGUGGCUGAAUGUAGCAUCAAGGAAGCAUUGUUUACGAAGAACAUCACAUCUGUCGCCUGCAAGGAAGAGAUCAGGGACAGACGUCUGGAACUCAACAUCACAGCUAUUGUCCUUGGAUCACUGGCGGCCGUAUUGGUGAUACUUCGAAUGUUUUCCAAGAUCUUUGUGAUUGGUGGCAGCGUUGGCUUGGACGACUGGUUCAUCGUAGCGACGAUUCUACUCGGCGUUGCUGACACGGUGCUUAUCGUCGAAGGACUUACAGGCAACGGCCUUGGUCGAGACAUAUGGACCUUGACCAGCGAGCAAAUCACCCAGUUUGGGCUGCACAUGUACGUGAUACAGAUCAUGUAUAUUGCACGACUGUCCGCGCUGAAGAUGUCGCUACUGUUCUUCUACCUUCGCAUAUUUCCCAACUCACGCAUACGGCAAUUUCUCUGGGGCACCGUAAUUUUCAACACGGGCUACUUUAUGGCUUUUAGCGCUGUUGGCGCUUGCCUCUGUCGCCCCGUCCACUUUUACUGGGAGAGGUGGGAUGGCGAACAUCUCGACGGGACUUGCCUGGAUGCCAACGCGAUCGGCUGGGCCAAUGCAGCGGUCAGCAUCAUCCUCGACGUUUGGAUGCUGGCGCUGCCAUUGUCGCAGUUGGGGUACCUGAAGCUGCACUGGAAGAAGAAGGUCGGCGUGAUCAUUAUGUUCGGUGUUGGUACAUUCGUCACCGUCAUGAGCGUUCUCAGACUCCAAUCUCUCGUUACGUUUGCAAGCUCCGACAACCCGACCUGGGACAACUGGGACGUCGUCAGGUGGUCGACUAUCGAGGUCAACAUCGGUGUCAUCUGCGCUUGCCUACCGCCCCUGAGGGUGCUACUCAUCCGCGCGUUCCCACAACUGAGCGGCUCGAGAAGCAACUACCCGUCGCAGAUGAAUCAAGCCUACGAAGCGGGCAAGGGCUCCCGGGGCGCAAUCGCGCUCAACUCCAAAGUGCAGCUCCCCAACGGGCGAUCAAGGUCCAGGGCCAUGGGCGUCGAGUCGACGGUCGAGCGAGGAUCCAUGGUUAUGGAAGACGCGAAAGGAACGGCAGGCAAGGGCGGAAUCCAGUGCCAGGUCACUUACAGUAUUUCUUACCGGGAGCGAGAACACGACGAGGAGAGCCUGGUGGGAACGAAGCACCGCGAUGAUUUCGACGAUAUCCCGAGGAGGGGGAGCCCCGGGGGUGCGAGCACGCCAUCGACGAUGCGGCGCAGCCCGAGCGUGGCUGCUGCGGAGCGGACCGGACGAGUCGAGAGCCCAGGGCCGUCGAGGAGCCUCAGCCGGUCGCGGUCUCACCACAGAAACUUUAGUCGGAACGGACGUUUCGAGAGCCCAGGGCCAGCGAGGAACCUCAGCCGGUCGCAAUCUCACCAUAGGAACUUUAGCAGGCCCCACGUUCCAUCCAGCAGCAUAAGCCACUCCCGCUCGGACAGCGUGUCGGCGUUGGACUCUAGGGAGAGGCUGGAUCCAGACGCUGUGGGACCGCUGAGCCCGAGGUAUCCUUUGCCAUAGAUCUACCACGAUAUUCACUUGACAUUUCCUUUUUCGCUUUCGUAUCCGGAAGGAAUACCACUACCGCAUAAUGAUCCCC